CCAUAUUCUAUGCCGCUUAUCCUCACAAGGGUCGCGGGGAGUGCUAGAGCCUACCCCAGCUGUCAACGGGCAGGAGGCGGGAUACACCUUGAAAUGGUUACCAGCCAAUCGCAGGGCACAUGGAGACAAACAGCCACACUCACAAUCACACCUAGGGGUAAUUUAGAGUGUCCAAUUAAUGUUGCAUGUUUUUAGGAUGAGGGAGGAAACGAGUACCCGGAGGAAACUCACGCAGGCACAGGGAGAACAUGCAAACUCCACACAGGUGGGACGCCGAGAUCGAACCCGUGCCCUCAGAACUGUGAGGCCAACGCUUUACAAGCUGAGGCACCGUGCUGCCCAUACCAAUAUUAAUGGGCCUAAAUAAAGAACUUCAAAUUUAAUGGACAGAAAAUACGGUACUGUCCAGUUGGAUCUCAACGUGCCUCUUCUCUUUUGAAUCUGGGUGCCAGACAGCGACUGGUACCCUAGAAAAGAUUUCAACAUCAUGAAAGAACCCUAAUUUACUGUAUAUAUUUAACUUGGCUUUGGUGGCAUCCUAUGAGAGCUUGGGGUCUUUUCAAAAAAUUGCAGGAGGAAAACUGAAAAUUCUCAAGAAGGUGAGUUUGCAAAUGGUUAAUCAGCAACAGUUCCUUAAUAAUCACUAAUGUCACACCUGCUUGCACCUUUGAUCUUUUAUACAACACACUCAUUAUUCCCAAUUAAAUGAAAUUUACCGGCAUCCAUCAUAAGCGUAUGGCCAUUAUUGUUUCCCAUUAAUACUGCAUAUACGCAGCCCAUGUGAGAACAGUUUAAUCCGGCAGUGUCGAUGUUUAAAUAUUCCACAGCCAAUUUGCAGCGCCCAUUUUGAUUUACAGCUCAGAGAAAUGCAGAUGAACCCACUCGCACAGCCACUUUGGGUUGUGCAAUUAGCUCGACAAAUAGCCUGUCAUCUUGGCCCAGCACUUGCCGCGCAACACCGCUGUCACCAAAGCGCAGGACGGAGCCAUAUGGCCUUAAAAUACGAUUUACGAUUUUAAUUAAUAUUUUUACGCUUUCAUCUUUAGAAAAGGAAAAUUACUGACAUUAUUCAAAUCGAGCUUACACAUAUAUCCAUCCAUCCAUUUUCUGAGCCGCUUAUCCUCACAAGGGUCGUGGGAGUGCUGGAGUCUAUCCCACCUGCCAAGGAGCAGGCUGCAGGGUACACCCUGAACUGGUUGCCAGCCAAUCACAGAGCACAUAGAGACAGACAACAGUCGCACUCACAAUCGCACCUAUGGGCAAUUUAGAGUCUCCAAUUAAUGUUGCUUUUAUUGGGAUGUGGGAGGAAACCGGAGUGCCCGGAGAAAACCCAGGCAGGCACGGGGAGAACAUGCAAACUCCACACAGAUGAGGCGGGUUUGAACCAGAGUCCUAAGAACUGUGAGGCAGAUGUGCUCACCAGUUGGCCACCGCUCCGCCAUGCCAACAUUUUUUAAUCGUAUAUACAAUAAAUAAUCUACCAUUAUCGAUUCCCGAUAAAAUUCUUAAAUUAGUGGACUUGUAAGUGAAUUUACCACUGUAAAAAAUUUUGUGACAUUUUUGUUUUGUGGUCUAUCAUGAGAUUUUUCUAAUCUAAAAUAUUUUUCGUAGGUAAAAACAAACUUUGGGAAAGAGUAGUGUGCAAGACUUUGCACCAGAUGCGACAAAAUGUGGGGAUAGCCUUAUAGGAGGAGAAACAUGGCCUAUGCGAGGAACCUUGAGGAAGUUGUCAUCCCUUCAUUCAACGUUAGAAUGAGAAAUGGGGAAUAUCAGAAAAAUUACAGCUGCGGUGUCAAAGCGGCAGUCGGAUGACAGCCAGUAACUGCAAAGUGCCCAAGGCAGUCGCCUCUCUUGUUCCCUUACCUUUCCCUCCAUGAAGGUCAGUCCAGCGACUGGCCUGCGAGCGUGGCUGCAGCCGUGUUUACCUCUCUUUUUCGAAACCCAAUUACGUGGCGGCGCAGCGGUGCCAGUCAAAGAUGUCAAUGGUAGUAGCCCGUGUCCCUCUCGCUCUGCCACCAGAGGUUAUCAUGCGCCUUCUUUUUAAUGGCCAAUUUGGUCCAUUAAUCUUUGAGAUUUCUGGACAUAUAUGACAACUUACGGACAUUUAACAACAACAACUUGGAGUGACAAAUGUUCUGUCAUAACACAGGUUUUAUAGUGACUGCUGCAUCCCUGUAAGAAUGUUCUGGCUUUUUGUCACAGUUUUUCAAAUAAUAAUAGUAAUAAUAAUAUUUGACUGAAAAUUGAAUUGUCUUUUGUGGCUAAUGGAAAAAAAAUUAAACUCAUAUAAAUGAAUUUAAAAACAUACUUUUCAGAAGGGAAAUUCUUGCCCAAUUUCUUGAUGAAUAUCAUUUCAGUUGUUUUUUCUAAACUGAAAGCAUCCAAAAUGAUAUAGCACGGCACCAUUUUUAUCACUGCAUAUAUUUCGAAAGGGGCUAUUGACUGGGAGCAGCUCAUGUAACCCACUGAUACAAAGAAAGUAAAACAAAUAAAAUCGGAAAUUAAGUUGUGUCUGUUCUCUUCGCCCGACGUCCCAACUACCGCUGCUGCACCGGACUGCCUGCUCGAUCCGCUACCUCUCCAUAUAAUAAACGUGUCUCUUCUUGAACUACCUUGCGUCUUCCGAGUUCCUGCAUUUGUGUCCUACUCUCGUUCCGAUGGGACGUGACAGAACGAACUGGCCAUCACAGGACCCAGCAGGAAAGACCCGGCGUCGCCGGGACCGACGCAAGGUAGACCGUCUGCCAGAGGACCAAGCCUGUCCGAUCAACGUAGGCUCCCUGAUGUCCUCCGCUUCCGUGUCUUACGCUCCGCCAGCGAGGUAUGAAUAUGUCCCGAACACGAUCCGUCCGGCUCCUCAUAUUCUUCUGGACUCUGACUUUUCGGAAUAUGAGGAGGACCGUGAUUUGUAUGACCGGCUGCCGGAGUACAACUCCGAUUAUUCUGAUUAUGAAUCUGCUCGUCCGAUCUUUCAUCCCAGUCAGUUUGUUUCACCUCCCCGCGUUUCCAGCACCCGAGCGUCUUCGCCCGGUAGGUAUAAGUACACCAAUCCGUAUGAGGGAACUCGCUUGGCCAUCUACCCGGGACCUCCGCGUGGCGGCCAGAGGAGACGCCCCGUCCAGGCGCUCCCCGGUGCCUCGCGCUGCGCGGCAACUAAGACAUCGUCCUCCCACUCCUCGCCAGCAACGGCGAAACCGGCGGACCCGCAGCUGGUGGCGAAGCUUCCAGCCCAGAGGGAGGAGGAGUCGCCAAAUCACGAGGCGUUCCGCCACGAAAUGCGGGCGGAGAUAGAGCGACAGAGCGCGGAAUUGGCGGCUCUCACGGCGCAUGUUCUCCGACCAACCUUGUAAGCCUGACUCCUUUGAUACUUCUGCCUGCGUUGAUUGUUCCCGUGUACCGACUCCUGCCUGUCCGCUCAUCUGUUCUCUUCGCCCGACGUCCCAACUACCGCUGCUGCACCGGACUGCCUG
This is a messenger RNA of Syngnathoides biaculeatus (alligator pipefish), 3470 nucleotides long. RefSeq lists its product as uncharacterized. The transcript has 2 exons. NCBI's taxonomy places the organism in Eukaryota, Metazoa, Chordata, Actinopteri, Syngnathiformes, Syngnathidae. The record is from RefSeq and is a predicted model, not a curated record. Bases 2658 to 3350 code for a protein of 230 amino acids.